Messenger RNA from Aspergillus heteromorphus CBS 117.55, 3291 nucleotides. RefSeq names its product putative MFS transporter. The record is from RefSeq and is a predicted model, not a curated record. Gene Ontology annotation, molecular function: transmembrane transporter activity. Bases 1 to 3291 code for a protein of 1096 amino acids. Gene Ontology annotation, biological process: transmembrane transport. The transcript is spliced from 7 exons. NCBI's taxonomy places the organism in Eukaryota, Fungi, Ascomycota, Eurotiomycetes, Eurotiales, Aspergillaceae. Gene Ontology annotation, cellular component: membrane.
AUGGGUUUCUUUGCGAAGAGGGCCACCCUCAACGAUGCUGCGGGCAGUGCCGACGCCAUUGUCGAGGCUCCGGAACAUGACUUCGAGAAGCAACAAAUUGCGCACGACGAGGAAUCACACACAGCGCUUCCGCAGAUCCCGACGACGACGGUCACCAUUGACCCCGCGGUUGAGGCCCGUUUGCUGAGGAAAUUGGACUUGAGGGUUCCCACUCUUCUGGGGUUUUUGUAUCUUCUCUCACUCCUGGAUCGGAGCAACAUUGGAAAUGCCAAAAUUGCAGGAAUGGAAGACGAUCUGCAUCUUACCGGGAACCGCUAUACAUGGCUCCUGACAAUCUUCUACAUCUCCUACACCCUAUUCGAGUUCCUGGCCUUGAUGUGGAAGGUCAUGCCACCUCACCGAUGGGCAGCCAUCACGGUUCUGACCUGGGGAAUUGUUGCGACUUGCCAGGCUGCGACUCAGAGUUGGGGUGGGAUGAUGGCCUUGCGGUUCCUGCUCGGCAUGUCGGAGGCAGCCUUUGGCCCCGGAUCUCCAUACCUGCUAUCCUUCUUCUAUCGUCGCCAGGAACUUGGUCUGCGUUGCGGCAUGUUCUUGUCAGCUGCUCCGCUGGCGAACUCGUUUGCCGGCGCUCUCGCCUACGGGAUCACAUCCGGUCAUGCAAAGAUAGCCAAUUGGCGGUUGUUGUUCCUUGUGGAAGGGAGUCCGUCUCUGUUGGCCGCCUUUCUGGCUUGGUUUUAUCUGCCUGACCACCCUGCGUCUGCUCGGUUCUUGACGGAAGAAGAGAAAGAGGUAGCGCGCGCCCGGUCGCUCCGUCGGACUGGGGAAAGCGAGCGGGUUACCGGUAUCAACUGGAAGGAACUGUGGGAGACUUUGUUGGAUGCGAAGGCGUGGAUCACUGCGUUGAUGUACUUUAGUUGCAACGUGAGUUUCUCGUCGCUGCCCGUCUUCCUGCCGACAAUCCUGGAAGACAUGGGGUUCGCCUCGAUCAACGCGCAAGGGCUCACGGCGCCACCCUACUUCGCUUCCUUCCUGGUCACGAUUGCUACAACAUGGCUUGCCGAUCGGAUUCAGCAGCGAGGCUUGGUUAUCGCGAUUUCUUCAAUGGUCGGCGCUAUUGGAUAUGUCCUGCUUGCGACCUGCACCUCCGUCGGGAUUCGUUACUUUGGCGUAUUCCUGGCCGCGAUGGGGGUGUUUCCUUCGAUCGCGAAUAUUCUUCCUUGGGUUCUGAAUAACCAAGGCUCCGACAGCCGACGCGGCAUGGGAAUAGUCCUUCUUAAUGUCAUCGGCCAGUGUGGUCCCUUCCUGGGAACGAACAUCUUUCCAUCGAGCGACGGGCCUCGGUACAUCCGGGGACAGUCCAUCUGCGCGGCCUUUAUGUUCUUCACCGUGAUCCUGGCAUUGUGUUUGCGAAGGCUACUUGCUUGGGAGAACCGUCGUCUCGACAAGAGGUAUGGCGCCGUCAGGACCGCCCCAGGGACUACCAAGGAGGUCACUUUUGGAGAAGAAAACUACGGGGCAGGAUUUCGAUAUGUGCUCAACGGCAUCCGCUUCUCCAUAACAGACCUCACCCCCCCCACCACCCGCACCCUGCCCAUAAUCUACCAAACGCGCGCCGCCCUCUCCCUCUACGACGCCCAAUUCCCGCCCACAAACCCAGGCACCCGCUCGCCCAUCCCCUCCCACAUAACCGGACAAGUGCUCACCCACCUGACCCACUUCCAGCACACCUGCGCGGACUUCCACGUGCCGACGUCCAACAUCCACGUCCUCGCCACGGAAGCCACCCGCACCGCGCCGAAUUCCGCUGACUUCCGCGCGAGCAUCAAAUCCGCGACGGGGUGGGACGUGACUCUGCUCUCGAAGGAGGACGAGGGGCGGAUCGGCGCGCUGGGGAUCGCGAGUAGCGCUGCGGAAGUCGCGGGGUUGGCGAUGGAUUUGGGAGGCGGGAGUACGCAGAUUACUUGGGUCAUGGAGCAGGGUGGGGAGGUGAGGACGAGUGAGCGUGGGGCGUUUAGUUUUCCGUAUGGCGCGGCGGCGGUGUUGAGGCGUAUGGGGGAGGGGGAGGGGGCUGUGAGUGGGAGGGCGAUGAGGGAGGAGAUGCGGGCGAGUUUUGAACACGCGGUUCGACAGCUCGGCGUGCCGGGGGAGUUGAGGGAGCUGGCGAGGAAGAGAGGUCGGUUUGAUUUGUAUCUCUGUGGUGGGGGGUUUCGCGGGUGGGGGUAUGUGUUGAUGAAGAGGUCGAGGAGGGUCAGGCCGUAUCCGAUUCCUGUUAUUAAUGGGUUUAGGGUGGUGAGGGAGGAGUUUCACGGGGUUGGGGAUGUGGUUGCUGCUGUGCAGGGGGAUGAGGAGGAGGGGGAGGGGAUAUUUGGGGUGUCGAAGAGACGGGCGUCGCAGAUUCCGGCUGUUGCGGUGCUGGUCGAGGUCAUUAUGGAGGCCUUGCCGGAGGUUACCCAUAUUCAGUUCUGUCAGGGGGGUGUCCGUGAGGGGUUCCUGUUUGAGAAGUUGAGUGCUGAGGUGCGCGCGCAGGAUCCGCUGCUGGCGGCGACGAUGGUGUAUGCGCCCGCGGAGGGGGAGGGCCAGGGGAUCGGGGCGUUGUUGCGGGGGGCGUUGCCAGAGACUGCGUCGCCGAUUGGGGGGGUGAGUCUGCCGGGGGCGUUUACGGCGAAUUUCAUCGCCGCGGUUGCGAAUCUGAUGUAUGUCCAUUCGCGAGUGCCGCGGGAGUCACGCUCCGCGGCCGCGCUGCACUGCACGACGACGGGGAUUCUGGCGUCGACGAACUGCGUGUCGCAUGUCGAGAGGGCGGUUAUUGCCCUGGUGCUGUGUGAGCGCUGGGCAGGGGACCUGGCUCCCUUGGAUCGUGAGUACCAGCGCCGGUUGAUGCGGUGCGUGUCGCCGCAGGAGGUCUGGUGGAGUCUGUAUCUGGGCCGGGUGGCUGCUAUCGUCGGCGAUGUGUAUCCUGCCGGACGGGUGGACGAGACGCAGUGGAGGGUGAGGUUCGAGACGCAGUGGGAGGAUGUGGUCAAGAAGAAGGGGGCGGCGUGCGAUUUACUACGGCUGAUAGUGAGGCGGAAUGAUGCGGCGCCUGUGCUACGAGAGAGGGUGCAGGAGACGGCGGAGAAGGUCGAGAAGGUCGGGAAGAAGAAGAACUGGAUUCACGACUAUGGUGUGCGGGGGGGUCACGGUGGUGUAGGGGUGGGGUUGGGAGAUGUGGGAAGAUGGUGGGCUGGUUUGAGGCAUGUUGGAUUGUAUAAGGCGAUGCCAUCGAACCGAGAAGCCGGGCUUGUAUAUUGA